AGUACAUUUGAUUUUAAAAUUAUCCUAUCCUCUAAUUUUAUCAAAAUAUCUAUUCAUAUCUAUCCAUAUUACUUUAUAAAAUUCCUAAUUCCUAAAUUCCCAAAUCAAACUCAGAAACCUUAAUUCCCAAAUUGAGGAACCCUAACCCUUGCUUCCCUUUGCCUCAGCCACACCCCACCCCUCCUUCACCCUCUUCAGCUAACACACUCACCCUUAAUCCCCAAGUCAGCGCUGUUACCCUCACCACAUGACACACACAGAGACUUACCUCUCUCACUCUCAGCCUCACCAACGAACUCACACUCAUUUCCUCACUAUACACACGCACGCACACAUAUGGAGAAGACAGGAAGAAAGAGUGCCAGCGAAGAAGAGGGAGGAGCAGCGCCGCCACCGCACUCCAUCACACCUAGCCGCGUCUUGCUCGCCGUCGUACCAUCCACCCACGCCGAGAAGGAAGAGAGAAACAGAGGAGGGUGGCGUUGCGUCUGCCGCGAGCUUGCCGCCAAAGAAAGCCGCCGUGCCGUCGUCAUCGUCAUCCUCAUCAUGACCUGUCACCGUCGCUGGAGCCAGCCGCCUUCGUCGCCGUUAAUUCUUGUCGUCGCCGUCGCCGCUGGUCUGCCUUGGAGCCGCCGUCGAGUAGAACGCGAGGAAGAGGAGUUCUCGUCACUAUUGUGCACCCAGUCAUCACUGCUGCUUCCCAUCCCGCCGUUGAUGCCGCCGCCACUGUCACAAUCACCACCCGAGCUACUGUUGGCUUGUUAUUUCUGUUUGUUGGGUUCAAGAUUGCUGCUGCUAUUCUUGCUUUGCUCAGCCUCUGCUUGUGAUUUCCGUGAGUUGCCGGAGCCUCUCCCGCCAUCAGAGCUUAUAUUUGGUUGAUGCCGCUGCUGGAGCUCCGUUGAAGUUGGUCAUUGUCGCUGAAGCCUCCCUAGUCGCCACUGCCGCUGCUAGAGUUGAUGUUGCUCUGGCUUUACUCUGAAUUGUUACUGCUGCUGCUUGGCUGAAGUUGAGACCUUUCACCAUCACUGGAGCUGCCCAGAAUCAUCAUGGUAGCUGCUAAGAGAGCAGAACGGAUGUUAGAACUACCAAUGGAGCUUUUGAGUUUAGUGAUUUCCGUGAGUUUCGACUUUGAGUGACACAGGUUCGAAGACUCCGUUUGAAGCUGCGGGAGAUUAUAGAAUUUACUUAUGAGUUAAGUUACUUCCAUAGAAGUUCCCUCGCUCUUAUUGCUUAACAUUUUUAUUUUAUACAGAGGGAUAGGAUAUGUAUGUGAGUUUUAUUUGAAAUCUUAUGUAUGACAUAUUAUUAUUAAUAAUUAUGUGAUUAUUAUUACUUGGUGAUGUUUGCUAUAUGAUUUUAAUUAUGAUAACAAGAUUUUCUGGUAUUUUUACUAAAACAAAAUCGCGAUAUCGAACUAAAGGCUCAAUAGUAAAUAGUUAAUAAAGGGAAGCAGGUUGGUAACACCUUACUUUCGGUACGAUCAUGACGUUCUGGAAGUUGGGUCGUUACAGGUGAUGGUGGUGGGAUGGUAAGAUAUGAUUGAGGAUGGUGGCAAUGAAAUGGUGGGAGGUUUAGACAUUGAGGAGGAUGAAGAAGCUAAAGAAGGAGU
Arachis stenosperma is the source of this 1609-nucleotide messenger RNA. RefSeq lists its product as uncharacterized. The record is from RefSeq and is a predicted model, not a curated record. The transcript is spliced from 2 exons. Lineage: Eukaryota; Viridiplantae; Streptophyta; Magnoliopsida; Fabales; Fabaceae. Bases 337 to 879 code for a protein of 180 amino acids.